ACGUGAAGUUAAAUUAUAACCGCAGCUCGCAUUAUCUUGUAAAUUUCAUUACAAAGUUGCCUUAAUUUUUUUUUGAGUUUAGAGUGAUGCAGUGUCAGUGAAUUGCAACAGAUAAAAUAAAAUAACAAAAUGCAAAUUAUAGAACUUCAACAGAGUGAUUACGAUGAAGCUUACACAAAUGGGGUAAGCGUUACUAAUGUGGACAUCGCUUAUCGCAAGAUUACCAAAACAUCAACCGCUUUUCUGAUAUGGCGCGUCGAAAAUAUGAGUAUUGUGGCGGUCCCUCGAGAUCAAUACGGAAUUUUUUACGAUACCGAUUGUUAUGUUAUUUUUGCGUCUUCCCCUUGUGGACAAUCAGUCGGGGUUGACUCAGUGUCCCGCGAGGUUAAAGGUACUCCUUUGGAGUAUCACAUCCAUUUUUGGCUCGGCUGUUCCACAACUCCGGACAAAUCCGGAGUCGCUGCUUACAAAACAGUCGAAUUAGAUAAUUUUCUCAACGGAACUACAUGCCAACAUCGUGAAACGCAAGGAAAUGAAAGUCCAAGGUUUAAGAGUUACUUUAAGAGCGGAUUUAGAAUUCUAACUUCCGAAUUUUCUUUGCUAACACUCCCCAAACUUUACAAAGUCAAAGGAAAAUGCACUCCCGUCUUGAUUCAAAUGGACAWCAUCACUUGGGAAAAAUUCAACAGCAGCGAUAUCUUCAUUUUGCAUACUACAAACUUUUUGUUUGUUUGGGUCGGGAGAGCUUCAGACGCUGCUGAAAAAUUAAAUGCAGCUAAACUGGCAACGGAAAUGAAAGAACAGUAUAACAUUUCAAAUAUUGUUUUUGUGGACGAUGGUUAUGAAAAAACUCUACAAGACGAUGAGAAAAAAGAGUGGAACAAAUGUUUACCUUUAGAGAAACGACAUGUUUUACCUGAAAAUGAAUCAGAAACGCAGAAUUUUUUCCAAAGAUCGAACAAUAUCCGACUUUAUAAAUGCUCGGAGAAUAAUGGCAAAUACAGAGUGGCUGAAAUUAAAAGUGGGCCUUUGUAUCAAUGCGAUUUGGAAUCUGAUGAGGUUUUUAUAAUUGAUCAAGAAAUACACGGAAUUUGGAUUUGGGUCGGGAAGAGGGCCAACGAUAAAGAACGAGGGGAAGCUCUUCGAAAUGCACGCGGUUUUGUCAAGAAAAAGAAAUACCCAAAUAAUACGAAUGUGACCCGAGUUGUUGAUGGUUUUGAGUCUAGUGAAUUCAAAAUGCUCUUUUCAUUUUGGAAAGAUGAAAAUAAUAAAGUUAUUGGUCGAGGAGGAAAACCAACCGUUUUGGUGUCAAAAUUCGAUGCUCUGAUAAUGGAAGAACGCCCAAGUCUUGCUGCAGAAACACAGCUUAUUGAUGACGGUUCAGGAAGUGUGACUUUAUGGCGAAUAAAACAACAUAAUCUGGUUGAAAUACCGAAAGAACGUCACGGUUACUUUUUCAAUGGCGAUUGUUACAUUGUCUUAUACAGCUAUCAGACAUCAGCGGAAGMAAGACAUUUACUUUAUUACUGGUUGGGAUCCCACGCCACGCAAGAAGAAAUUUCUUACGCAAACGGUAAGGUGCUGGAAAUUGACGAAGAGUUGGGAGGCUUAGGAUUUCAAGCUCGAGUGAUCCAGGGGCGAGAACCUGCCCACUUUUUACAAUUAUUUAAAGGAAAAUUAAUUAUAUUUAAAGGGAAAGGCACCGAUUUUGAUGAAUCUGGUCGGAAUUUGAAGCACCCAAUGCAGUAUUUCCUCCAAAUUUUUGGCUCGACUUUAGCCAGCAGUAAAGCUGUCCAAAUCCCACCUCGAGCCUCACACUUGAACUCAAACUAUUGUUACGUGUUUAAAAGAGGCAAACAUGCAUCUAUUUGGUGCGGUCAUUAUUCAACCGGGGAUCAGAGGGAAAUGGCAAAAUUAUUUGCCGGCAAAGAUUUCGAAUUAGUCUUGGAAGGAAAGGAAAAACAGGAAUUUUUCGACUUAUUGGGUGGGAAAGCAGUCUAUGCGACCCAAUUAAUGCGGGAUGAUGGGGAUGUUCGACCACCUAGACUUUUUCACUGUGCGAAAAUUAAUGGUGUUUUAAGAGCGGAAGAAAUUUUUUUCUUCAAUCAGAACGAUCUUUUACCAGAAAACGUCAUGUUGGUGGAUUUUUUCAUUGUGCUSUAUUUGUGGAUUGGGAAUUUGAGUUCAAAGGAAGACCAAAGACAAAGUUUGCUUGUGGCUCUUGAAUAUUUACAGACUGAUCCUUGUGGAAGAGACAUAAACAUACCAAUAAUUCAAAUAAACCAAGGCCAUGAGCCUCCAACGUUUACAGGAUUUUUCCCAUCAUGGGACAAUAAUUUGUGGAAGAUUUAUAAAUCUUUCGGUAAGCGAAGACAAGAUAUAGAAAUGAAAAAUGCAAAAAUGAUUGGAAAAGAAAUAAACGGCUAUCAGAAAACAUCAGGACAUAGUGAUUUUGAUCAGUACGAUAAGUACCCCUUAAAUAUUCUUAAAGAACCAAAUGAAAAGCUUCCUGCAAGGGUAGAUCCCUUAAAUAAAGAGUUACAUCUAACCCACGACGACUUUGUAUCGGUUUUAAAGAUGACUUAUCUUGAAUUUGAAAAGUUACCGCGUUGGAAACAACAAGAAUUGAAAAAACGUGCGGGACUUUUCUGAAGUGUCCCCUGUCCAUCAAACAGGUAUUUUAUAUUUUAAUAUUUAUAUUUUAUGUACGACUAUGUUUUAUUGGAAUUAUUAAUGUAUAAUAAAGCGCUUUGUUAUGAAA
Messenger RNA from Tribolium madens (black flour beetle), 2761 nucleotides. It is a transcript of the gene qua, whose product is annotated as advillin. The record is from RefSeq and is a predicted model, not a curated record. The transcript has 14 exons. The coding region runs from base 130 to 2652 and encodes 840 amino acids. Gene Ontology annotation, biological process: cytoskeleton organization. Gene Ontology annotation, molecular function: actin filament binding. Lineage: Eukaryota; Metazoa; Arthropoda; Insecta; Coleoptera; Tenebrionidae.